Metarhizium brunneum ARSEF 3297 is the source of this 1026-nucleotide messenger RNA. The record is from RefSeq and is a predicted model, not a curated record. NCBI's taxonomy places the organism in Eukaryota, Fungi, Ascomycota, Sordariomycetes, Hypocreales, Clavicipitaceae.
AUGGCUCCAUACGGACGUCCACUUCUCUCUGCUACCCUUGCCUUCAUUCAAUUCAAUGAAGGACAUGCCUGGAAUCGUCACUUUUCGCUUCCCAGACCUACAGCUACCCUGUCACAUCGGGCCGCAUCAGCCCUCGGGAAGCGACUCGUCCACCAGACUGAAAUGUCGACUUGUGGCUACCAAGACGGCGACCCCAAGAAAUUUCGCACCGCCGAGUCCGGAUUCAACUGCCGCGUCGAUACCGUCAAUGGCCUAUGGGGGUUCUGCCCAACAACAGUGAUUGCUGCUACCGACUGCGGCCUGCAGGGGUUUUGCGUAGACAGCCACUCCUGCUCAGGUGGAUGCGGGAACGGUGACAAUUCCCAGUUGACGACAUUUACCUGUGCCUGCCCAAGUGAAACACAGAAGUUCUGCUCGUUUGCAGCCCUGACGUUUGGCGUUGAUCAGACGUACACAUACUAUGCUUGUGGAGGCACUCCCACGACGAUGCAUUAUCUUGCAUCGCCAACGGCCCAGGCUACUCCCACCAACACAAACAAUGUUUCAAAGACGUCUGGUGGAUCUUCAAAACCGGCCUCUGUAAACACAUCGACGGCAAGUUCGGCACAGCCAUCCUCGUGGACAAUCGCGUCGCGAACCACGGCGCAGUCCUCCCAGGCAAAUGCAAACACAGAUUCGGCUGCGGCAACAUCGAAAAGCGGCAGCUCACGCGGAGGCGAUAGUGACGGCGUCAAGGCGGAUUCAUCCCCCAACACUAUUGGGACCAUUACAGGGGGAGUUAUCGGAGGAAUUGCCGUACUCUGUAUUUUUGGCCUUGCAGCCAUAUAUCUUCUGAGAAGAAGCAGAUCCAACCGAUAUAAUUGCAGCCCGUCUCCAAACCUACCAGUUCCCCUGGAAAGCGCCGAGACUCCUGGAGUGAACGGCUACAAGUAUAGUAAUCGUCGCACUGGGGGCUGGGGACCCAGCGAAUUGCCGGCUUCUGAAUAUGGGAGGCCGUCUUUGCAUCCUGUGGAACUGCCAACCUGA